Messenger RNA from Athalia rosae (coleseed sawfly), 2274 nucleotides. RefSeq names its product CD151 antigen-like. The record is from RefSeq and is a predicted model, not a curated record. Bases 545 to 1339 code for a protein of 264 amino acids. Lineage: Eukaryota; Metazoa; Arthropoda; Insecta; Hymenoptera; Athaliidae. Gene Ontology annotation, cellular component: membrane. The transcript is spliced from 6 exons.
UUGUGCGCGCGAGCUGGUUUCGCGGCUGCGUGAAUUUUCAGUUUUGUUGUUCCCUUUUUUCUUCAUUUUUUUUCUCAUGUAAAGUUUUCUUAUACUGUGUACAAGUUAAUUCAAAUCGCCACUGUUUCUCACGAGUGAACUAAAUUUUUUUUUUUUCAUUUCAAUUACAAAAUAAAAAAAUUAAUCAUCGAUCGAUCGAUCCGCGCAUAUCGGGGAAAAAUUAAAAAAUUCAAACAAUCUUGGAAGCAUCGUUUUUUUUUUUAAAUAGAAAUGAAAGAGUGUAACACGGUUGAAUCUACUCGCAGUGACAAGCCUCGUCUCUACUGACACUGCAGUGAAGAUAGAAAGAAACUAGACUUUUCAGAUGCGAUGACGAGGUGACGAAUACAGGAACGCGGUGGCGAGUCGCACGUUUCGUUCGAAUCUCGAAAAAAAAGAGAGAGAAGAAAAAAGGAGAAGGCGAAGCAUUAAUUUCACAGAGUUUUGUUACUCACAAUUUUUUUUUGCAAACGACGAAAAAAUUAUACAAUUCAAGUAAAACAAAAUGGCGAAAGGUGCCGAAAGACUGCCGGGAACAUCGUCGAGGAUAAGGACUCGAGAUGACGGAUGCUGUUCGGUCAAUUUUCUUAAAUACGUUCUUCACAUCUACAACGUUGUAUUAUUCCUCUCCGGACUGGCGGUCGGCGGUAUCGGUAUUUGGACGGUAGUUGCCAAACACAAUUACAUUUCACUGCUUCCUACCUCAACGUAUCCAAUUUUGGCGUACGCUUUGAUAGUUGCUGGAACUUUAGCAAUUAUUGCCAGCUGGCUCGGAUGCGGUGGAGUUACGUCUGAAAACAGAUGCAUUCUAAUAGUGUACAUAUUCGUCGUCAUGGCUGUCCUAGUGAUGGAAGCUGGCGUUGGACUCAUGUCGAGACUUUACGAAGAGCAGGUUGAUUUGGAACUCAAGGUUCAUCUGAAUCGAACAUUCCUCGAUAAUUACUCUGUACGGUCGAGGGAAACAGCCGCCAUCGACGCUAUGCAGAUAGAAUUCAAGUGCUGCGGAGCGUUGAGAUUCGAAGACUGGCUUCACAGUGAAUGGAGCAAAGACGAAGAAGUUAUCGAAAACAGGAGCCUCGUUCCCGACAGUUGCUGUAAAACUCCAACACUCUUCUGCGGUCGCAGGGAUCAUCCGUCCAACAUACAAUACACGGGUUGCAUAUACAAAUUCCUGGAGACUACGAAAGACCAUUUGAUUAUCCUCGGAGCUGUCGGUCUCGGACUGUCGGUCCUGGAAUUAUUUGGCAUCGUCCUUGGCACCUGUCUUUACAUCGAAUUGAGGCACAAUUUCGACGACUGAUCCUGAUUACGAUAUUCGGUAUUGUUUGCCGGAUGGAAGAACAACGCAAUCGGCGUACACGGUGCAAAUAUAAAUGACGUAUUGUUAAUCGUUGAUUAUUUCGCAUAGACAUUGGAUGAAAAAUGAGGAGAUACGUUGAAUCUGAUUAACGUUAGUUAUAUUAGGGCCCCAGUGUUUUGGAGAAAUUGAAAUUACUUGUAAACUAUGAUUAUUCUACAGCGUUCGAAACGCUGAUAUAUUUAUGGCAUUUACGAGCUCCAAAUGGAGAGUUUGAAAUUUUGUAAUUUGUAUGAAUGAGAGAGGUAGCGAUGUUAAGAUUUAAUUUUUAAAUUCUUACGAAAUUUUAUUACGUGUACAAGCAUGAUGUGUUCGAAAUAUUCGCUUAUGUCGAGUAGAUAUAUCUAUACAAAUAAUUUAUCAAUAGAUGAACUGUUAUUGGAGAGAAAAAUUUAUGAUGAAUCUUUUAUCGAUGAAUAAUUGAUGCAGAUCGUUUUUAUAAUAUUGUGAGUAAUCUGAACGCUACCGUGCACAGUGCCUUAUUGUGAUCUUCGGAAUCGGAGAAAUGACAACGCCGAUUUUUAAAGUAUUUGGUAUAAAACGAUUAUUCAUAUCCAAAAAAAGUGACAUAUUUAAAAAACACAUACACCGUGAAUGGAUAAAUAUAAUCCAUGAUGAUACUAUGUUAUUGUUCGACAGUAUUUAUUUAUCUGUAGUGCAUAUUAUGAGAAGUACAAUUUUAUUCGAGAUUCAAAAAACCCCAGUCCUAACGAUAAUGUUUUAAUUUUAAGAUUAUAUUACCAGAUCAAUUUAUAAAUAUUCUGUUGCAUAGUUGUACAAUGAUGAUGAUUAUUUUGUUAUUAUUACAUAUUAUAAAAACCUAGUUUGAUCAUUGUAUACUAUAAUCAUUGGAAUGUAAAUAUACCUAUUGAACGCUA